ACCACCGUUAGUUUUAGUCGAGUCUCGUGUUCUGGUGUGUGGCGUGAAGUGGUAUUCUAAGUUUGGGGGAAUAAUUUCGACUAACAUGGCGACUUGGGAGCUAUGAAUCAAAAUGGGUCUUGUCGGCACGAAGAAAGUAAAUAAACGAAUUCGACCUCUACCUGUCAUUCCCUCUGUUGGCAGUAGUGGUGGCAGAGGUGGUGGUAGUGGUGGUGACAGGGGGGGCUGGUAGUGGUGGUAGUAGUGGUAGUUCGCCUCGCAGGAGCUCCAUGGCUGGUAAUGAUGCCGUGGUAAAUGAUGAAGCCUCCAGCCAGAAGCUCCUGCAGGCGGCGUCAGAGGGUGAUGUGGGGACCUUGAUUCGACUGUUCUACGUGGGAGUCGACCUGGAGAUAUGUAGCCUCAACCCAGACGAGAAAGACCUGCGGGCGCUGCACCUGGCGAGCUGGGCGGGUCACACACAGGUAGUCCGGAUGAUUCUCGACCGGAACGCUGACCGAGAGAGUGUUGCCCAAGGUCGACGGGCGGUCCACUGGGCAGCUGUAGGUGGCCACGUACAGGUGUUACAGGUGUUGAGGGACAGAGGAUGUAACCUGUCGGCGCUGACGGCUGAUGGAUCGACGGUCCUCCACCUAGCGGCUGAUUACGGCAACCUGGAGGCCGUCACAUGGCUGGUGGGAGAAGGACUCGACCCCAGCGUCAAAAAUACCGAGAACUUCACUGCUGGGGAGCUGGCGAAGGCGGCCGGACAUGCCAAAAUAUAUCAUUAUCUCCGGAUUACAAGUUGUGUGGCUCGCUUAGCACGACCCUCGAGUACGGGUGCGGGAGGCAGUAGUACUCAGGCAAGUCGUGAGGUGCUGAGGGCCGCCUCAGAGGGAGACCAAACCACCUUAGCUCGGUUGGUGGGUACAGGGGCCAGUCUGGAGGUCACUAGCCAACAGCCUGGGGAGGAAGGUUUACGACCACUCCACCUGGCUGCUUGGGGCGGCUAUGAUCAGAUGGUUUGGAUGAUCCUUGACCAGAACGUCGAUCGUGAAGCUGUAGCGAAAGGUCGACAGGUAGUCCACUGGGCAGCUGUAGGUGGCCACGUACAGGUGUUACAGGUGUUGAGGGACAGAGGAUGUAACCUGACGGCGCUGACGGCUGACGGGUCGACGAUCCUCCACCUAGCGGCUGAUUACGGUAACCUGGAGGCCGUCAAAUGGCUGGUCGGAGAGGGACUUGACCCCAGCGUGAAGAACCAGGCUGGGUGUACGGCCAAGGAUCUGGCACAGCUGGCCAAGAACUCCGAUGUCGUCAACUUUCUCAGGGAUAAACAACAGCUGAUCACGUACAAGAACUACACCACCGUGAAGUGUCUUGGUGAAGGAAGUUUUGGUGAAGUGUUUCUGGUGAAGGACAACACCGCCCACCUGGUGCUCAAAGUGAUCAAACUAGGAGGUCUGGCCAGGUCCCUGAAGAAAGUGGCCGAGCAGGAACUGGAUCUACUCCGUGACAUCCAACACUCAAAUAUUGUUGCUUAUAAGGGAGGAGGUGUUGAGGGUAGCUGCCUGUACCUUCUACUGGAGUACUGCGACGGAGGGGAUCUGGCUGAGCGGAUCAAACAGCAGAAGGAGCGAUCCAGAUCCUUCAUGGAGUGUCAGAUCCUCGCCUGGACCCUCAAAAUAUCUUCAGCGCUUCAGUAUCUACACCAGCGGGCCAUCCUCCACCGGGACCUGAAGCCACACAAUAUCUUCCUCACCACCUGCAACGACUCCGUCAAGCUGGGUGACUUCGGCUUAGCACGCGUAAUGGAGGGUGAGAUCUACCUGCCCAGGACUACGGUUGGCACCCCUGCGUAUAUGAGCCCGGAGGUGGCGAACGGCUUACCAUACGACGGUAAGGCUGAUAUGUGGUCCCUGGGGUGUUGUCUCUAUGAGUUGGCAACACUGGAGCGAGGUUACCCUUAUGUACAGGUGUCUGUACCCAAGCAUUACAGUGAGGGAUUCCAGGGGCUUGUAACCUCCCUGCUUAAUCAUGACCCCGAGUCCAGACCAAGUGCUUCUCUUCUGGUCACCUCCACACUCCCCGCCCUUGGCAUGUCCCCCUAGUAACAAUUUUGGCGUUAUUGUGGUGCAGGAUGUUACUUGAAGGCGUUAUUGGGGGCUAGGAUGUUACUUAGAGGUAUUAUUGAUGUCCCGAAGUAACAAUUUGGCGUUAUUGUGGUGCAGGAUGUGAUUGAAGGUGUUACCGAGAUCCCGAAAAGUAAUAUUUUGCCGUUAUUGUGGUGCAGGAUGUUAUUUGAAGGCGUUACUGAGGUCGGAUAUGUUACGUAAAUGUGUUAUUUAGGUCCUCUAAGUCAGGGGUUCUCAAACUUCUUUCAACCAGGGACCCCUUUUAUACCAUGACACAUACAAAUAUUGUCAAUAAUCAAAGAAUAAAUCAUAGUCCAAAGCAUUUGUUCAUUUCAACCCAAAUCCAAAAUAUCCUGUGAAAUGGAAUCGCCAAAUCUCUCAAAUGUUAAACUCACUAUUUCUCAAAAAAAAUUCCUGGAACCUAGUUUGAGAAUCACUGAGUAACAUUUUGUCAUUGUUGUUGUUAAGGUCCAUUGUGUCUUUGUAUCAUAUCAUAAACACCAAGCUGUUUGAAGUUGAGUGGAUGCGUUACUCGUCGUGUUUCAGCAGUUCGUUGGUUCGUUUCCCAGGUGCGCCCAGAGUUGACGCUGUGGAGGCGAGCGAGUGAGCUAGUGAGUGAGUGUUGUAUUCUUAACGUCCAUUGGCCAUCUGAUUCAUGGCAUACUGACCAAUGGGACGCUUUAGAUAUGUAUUAUUAAGUAACUCUAGUCAAAUCUAUUUUAAAAUUAUCGAUAAUUAUAGUAAAAUGUAUAUAUUUAUUAUCGUUGUUCAAGCUUUGUGGUGUUUAUAAUCUAAUAUACUAUAGGACUAGGCGUGUGUCUGUCUGUCUGUUCUGGGCAGCCGAAAUGGCACAUUCGUUUU
Homarus americanus (American lobster) is the source of this 2972-nucleotide messenger RNA. Its product is annotated as integrin-linked protein kinase homolog pat-4-like. Gene Ontology annotation, biological process: protein phosphorylation. The transcript is spliced from 14 exons. The record is from RefSeq and is a predicted model, not a curated record. NCBI's taxonomy places the organism in Eukaryota, Metazoa, Arthropoda, Malacostraca, Decapoda, Nephropidae. Gene Ontology annotation, molecular function: protein kinase activity; protein binding; ATP binding. Bases 270 to 2087 code for a protein of 605 amino acids.